AUGACGUCCAACAACAAGAUGAUCAAGGAUGAAGAAAGCACUGACAAGAAUACCACUAAAGCUCAAGGCGAGUCAUCGCUUCCAGGUGCCACCAACAGUCUCGAACCUCCAUCAGAACAGGAACAAAGCAAGCUGAGGCUAGCAACGGAUGUCGUUGUGGACAUUAUUCCUUCUCGGCGGAGCAACAGUCAAGUAUCAGCACAAGGACUUUCAUCUGAAGCACAAAGAAGAAUGGAAAAGGAACAAAGCAAACGGCUGAGAAUGGCAUCUGGAACUCCUGCAUCCGCAUCCGCAUCAUCAACAUCAGCAUCACCAACUGUUUCUCGAAGUAGCAGUCGAAAUCCAUCAUCACCAUCAUACAAACUUCGAUUGGCAUCGGCUACAUCAGCCUCAGAGGAUUCUAGUACCAUGAACCCUACUUCUUCUUCCUCCGGCUCAAAGAAAUCAAACUUAUCCAAUGCAUCGUCUUCACCAACUCCACCUUCACCGUCUGCACCCAGUCGAGAACGUCGGAGACGCAGAGGCAAUCACAAGAAAAACAGUAGGAGAUCGGAGGAAGAAUUAUCCUCCUCCCCGUCCUCUGAAAAUGAUAUUGAAAUUGGUGCCAUUCGCAGUAAUGAUGAUGAUGAUGAUGGUGAUGACCUUAGUAAUGCUGAACAACAAAACGAAGAAGAACAGUUGAUUGAAGCGGAAGUGGCACCAGAUGUCGAGGCCAUUGUCCAACAACGACUGUUGGAACAGCAGCAACAGACUAGCAACAACAGCAACAGCAACAGCAACAACAACAACAACAACAACAACAACAACAACAAUCAUAAUCAUAAUCAUAAUAAUGGCAACAACUCGGAGGUAGCAGUGGCAACAACGGUCGAGAAAUCAUCAUCCAAUAAAAAGAUGAUUGGAAUCGGAUUUAUUCUCAUCGUGGUGUUGGUGGCUGCCAUUGUGGCGGGUGUCUUGCUGACGGCAACCGCUGACAAGGAGGAACCAAAGAAUGCUCUAUCAGCAACAGCAACCACAACAAAACCAGUGCCGACCACGGCAUCACCCACAGUUGCUCCGUCUUUUGCUCCUUCUGAAAAUAGAGUGGCAUCCAUUGAACGGGCACUUAUUGCCAAUGUUGCUGGCCUAUCGCCACAAUCAUGGCACAAGGAUGCCAUGGAAUGGAUAUCGCAAGUCGACGUUUGGGUGCCACCUACACGUACUACUACUAGUACUACUACUACUACAAGCGAGCGAAUGUGGAUGGAACGAUACAGUCUUGCUGUCUUACAUUAUGAUACUUUUGGUGAUGAUUGGUUGCAAGAUUCCAAAUGGUUGUCCUCCUUGACAGUAUGCGACUGGUGGGGAGUAUCCUGUGAUGCGAAUCGACAAUAUGUGAUUCGACUGGAUUUGGACAAUAACAAUUUGAGAGGAAGCUUGCCGCCGGAAGUUGGGUCGUUUACAGAACUCGUUGCCUUGGACCUUGACCUGAAUGUUUUGGAAAGCUCAAUACCAACCCAAGUUGGAAAAUUGUCGACGUUGAAGCAACUGAUCGUAAGGAGUAAUGUAAUGACAGGAACAUUGCCAACCGAAUUGGGCGAAAUGACAUCGUUACAGUCGUUGUGGCUCAACUUUAACGAACAAAUCCGAGGCCCGUUGCCGUCAGAACUUGGGAAACUUACCGCACUCGAAGACUUUCGGAUUGGUUUCACUCAGGUGACUGGUACCAUACCAGUGGAAUUGGGUGCCAUGACAAAGUUGGAGUCGUUUGGAGUUCGAGGCACUGGUCUUACGGGUUGCAUUCCCUACUUGCCACUAGCCGUCAUAGAUCUCAGUGAAUCGGACAGUUUGGUGGCGGAAUGGUGUUAG
Messenger RNA from Cylindrotheca closterium, 1848 nucleotides. Lineage: Eukaryota; Bacillariophyta; Bacillariophyceae; Bacillariales; Bacillariaceae. The record is from the annotation of a GenBank genome assembly.